GCCUCCGUGGAGCAUUCGAGCACGCACGCACGCACUGGCGUGGUCUGGCGAGAUCGACGGAGUCACCGCCGAGCCUCGCCGGAGCGUGGCGGUAUACAUACGUACGCUUCGACUAUUGUAAUGGAUCGGCGGGCGGCCUGCGGCGGCGAAGCAGAGGGCGUUCACAGGCGGCGCCCGUACAAGGGCGUGAGGCGGCGGCAGUGGGGGAAGUGGGUGUCGGAGAUCCGGGUGCCCGGGACGCGGGAGCGCCUCUGGCUCGGCUCCUACGCCUCCGCCGAGGCGGCCGCCGUCGCGCACGACGCCGCCGUCUGCCUCCUCCGCGGCGGCUCCGGCUACGGCGGCCUCAACUUCCCGGGCCGCGCGGCCGCCUACGGCCACGUCCUUCCCCAUGGCGUCCAGCGGCUGUCGCCACGCUCGGUCCAGCGCGUGGCGUCCGACGCCGGCAUGGCCGCCGACGCGCAGCUUGUGGAGCUGCGUGAGCGUGCCCCCGCGCCGCCCGGCCAGGAGACGGCGCCGGUCGCUGGCAUUGGCGCCGCGCAAGGUGGUGCGGGUGCCGGAGAGCCAGUGGCGUACGGUGGUACGAGGAGCUGCAGCCCCGGCAGCGAGCAGCUUGUCUAUGGGGAGCUCAGUGUGGACGACAUGGAGAUCGUGACGAUGUUGCAGUUAGUGUAGUUGUAGAUCGUCAAUUUUUUGCAGAUCAAUAGCGUUGCAGAACAGAUCCGUCGCUUGAGUUAAGAUUCAGCAAGUGUAUAGUACUGGUAUAUGAUAAUUCAUAAUAUAGGCGCUCUUUUU
Messenger RNA from Hordeum vulgare subsp. vulgare (domesticated barley), 792 nucleotides. Its product is annotated as ethylene-responsive transcription factor ERF038-like. Lineage: Eukaryota; Viridiplantae; Streptophyta; Magnoliopsida; Poales; Poaceae. Bases 121 to 672 code for a protein of 183 amino acids. Gene Ontology annotation, molecular function: DNA binding; DNA-binding transcription factor activity. The transcript has a single exon. The record is from RefSeq and is a predicted model, not a curated record. Gene Ontology annotation, biological process: regulation of DNA-templated transcription.